CGAGCGUGGUGGUUACGCCAUUGAGGGAGCUGCCGGAGCUCACAUCGACGGCGCAUGUCGAGCUCAUCGUUUCCAUAUCCUGUAAAUCUCUCGCUCGCUCUCUGUAGCCUUCCUCGUCCCCUUUCUCUUACACUCCGUCGCAGGAGGAGUUUCCCCGGCGGCGCAACUAGGAUAAUGGCGUCUUUAGAAGAGAAGAACCGUAUAGCGAGAGUUGCAUCGUCGAUCCGCGUGAUCCCAAACUUUCCCAAGCCAGGGGUUAUGUUUCAUGAUAUCACGACACUGCUGCUUGAUCCCAAGGCGUUUCGGGAUGCUGUGGACUUGUUCGUGGAGAGGUAUAGGGAUCAGCGGAUUUCUGUUGUCGCGGGUGUUGAAGCAAGAGGCUUUAUCUUUGGCCCGCCAAUUGCGCUGGCUAUUGGAGCAAAGUUUGUACCUUUGAGAAAACCAAAGAAGUUACCAGGUGAAGUCAUUUCAGAGGAGUACUUACUUGAAUAUGGCACAGAUAAAAUCGAGAUGCAUGUCGGUGCCGUUCAGCCUGAUGAUCGGGCUGUUGUAAUUGAUGAUCUUAUUGCAACCGGAGGGACCUUAUGUGCUGCAAUCAAGCUACUUGAACGUGUCGGCGCAGAGGUGGUUGAAUGUGCUUGCGUCAUUGAGCUACCAGAGCUGAAGGGUCGGGAGAAAUUAGGAGAGAGACCGCUUUUUGUUCUUGUGAACGGAGCUUGACCUGAAUCAACUACGGUAUGCUAAUUCAUACACAGCUUCUCACAUAUCCUCACUGAUUGUGAUGAAGUGUUCGAUUCUAAUUUUUGUUUCUUGUUGUAUGAUUAUUAUUCCCCGUCUGCAUUCCAGAUCUUAUUAUUAUUAUUAUUAUUAUUAUUAUUAUUAUUAUUAUU
Messenger RNA from Phalaenopsis equestris, 890 nucleotides. RefSeq names its product adenine phosphoribosyltransferase 1-like. The transcript has 6 exons. Gene Ontology annotation, biological process: adenine salvage. The coding region runs from base 55 to 720 and encodes 221 amino acids. Gene Ontology annotation, cellular component: cytosol; cytoplasm. NCBI's taxonomy places the organism in Eukaryota, Viridiplantae, Streptophyta, Magnoliopsida, Asparagales, Orchidaceae. The record is from RefSeq and is a predicted model, not a curated record. Gene Ontology annotation, molecular function: adenine phosphoribosyltransferase activity.